UCCGACAACGCGAAAGGUCCAAAAUGAAGUACAUUCAUUCAUCCGAGACCUUGAACGUCCCCGAGGGAGUCAAGGUCACCAUUAAGUCGAGACUUGUCACCGUCGAAGGACCACGAGGCAAGCUCACCAAGAACCUCAACCACUUAGCGGUCAACUUCUCGCAUCCCAAGAAGGAUGUCAUCCAAAUCGAACUGCACCACGGUGCCCGAAAGAAUGUCGCCACCCUCCGCACAGUCCGAACGCUCAUCAACAACCUGAUCAUCGGCGUCACCAAGGGUUUCAAGUACAAGAUGCGAUACGUCUACGCACAUUUCCCCAUCAACGUGAACGUCGAUAAGAACAACGAGACGGGUCUGUUUGAGGUGGAGAUCCGAAACUUCAUUGGAGAGAAGAUUGUCCGAAAGGUCGUUAUGCAACCCGGCGUCGAUGUUGAGCCCUCGAAGAACCAGAAGGAUGAGCUGCAGCUGUACGGUAACUCGCUCGAGAGCGUCUCACAAUCCGCAGCCGACAUCCAGCAAAUCUGCAGAGUACGAAACAAGGAUAUCCGGAAGUUCUUGGACGGUCUGUACGUUUCGGAGAAGGGCAACAUCGAUGAGGAUUGAGCGGCAUGGGCAACAUUUUCUUACGUACCAGGUGAAUGUGGGGUCUGCAUAAGGGCUGCUUUGCAUGCUAUUUAGCAAGGUGCUCAGAAUGAAAGUCUUGCAAAAUACUUUGAUCACAAGAGAUGCUGUCCUUCUAUCAAGUGCAUUUCAUUCCAGAAGGCG
Messenger RNA from Hyaloscypha bicolor E, 764 nucleotides. Its product is annotated as ribosomal protein L6. NCBI's taxonomy places the organism in Eukaryota, Fungi, Ascomycota, Leotiomycetes, Helotiales, Hyaloscyphaceae. The transcript is spliced from 5 exons. Gene Ontology annotation, molecular function: rRNA binding; structural constituent of ribosome. Bases 24 to 602 code for a protein of 192 amino acids. Gene Ontology annotation, cellular component: ribosome; cytosolic large ribosomal subunit. Gene Ontology annotation, biological process: cytoplasmic translation. The record is from RefSeq and is a predicted model, not a curated record.